AUGGAAUCUUCAAAGGAACAAUAUGAUGAGACUGUUUCGCCUGUUGAUCCUGGCAUCGUUAGUCAACAGGACGAUUCGGCUUCGGAAGAUCAAGACAAGCGGCCUGCUCCCCUUUCCAUGAAGAUUAUUGCUAUUGUUGUCAUCAGCAUGAUUGGAUUUGGAGGCCAUUGGAGUAGCGGAGUCACUGGAGCAUUGAAGAGCACCCUGAAAAAGGAGAUGCACAUCAACAACACGCAAUACGCAUUACUGAGUUCGAGUGAAGCUUUUAUCAAGUUGGUCUUGAUCCCAAUUAGUGGACCCAUCACGGAUCGUUUUGGUGGUGCAAACAACAUGCUCUGGGGAAAUGCUGUAUUCAGUCUUGGCGCGAUCUUGGUGGCAGCAGCGACUCAGGUUCGCAACUACAAAUUCAUGAUCUUUGGAGUCGUCGUCCAAUCAUUUGGAGAUGCUGCGACACAAGUCGCCCAAUACAAGCUCUUCUCGGCCUGGUUCCCGCCGUCUGCAGGCUUUGCAUCGACGUUGGGAUUCGAGCUCGGCCUUGGAAAGAUUGGCACGUUUGUGGGCAAGGCGACUGCCAAUGUCAUCGCCAAGAACCUGGGCAAUUUCAGCUGGGUCUACUGGAUGGCUGUCUUUAUGAACCUCUUCACGAACGCGGCCAAUCUCUUUUACUGGUGGUUCACUCGCUUCUGCGAGAAGAGAUACUUGACAGCCAAGGAUCCUGCAACUGGAGAGCACCUGAAGGAAAGGAGCAAGAGGUUCAGAUUCGAUCAAAUGCUCCGCCUUCCAUGGACUUUCUGGCUCAUUUGUCUGCUCACGAUUUUCCAAACAACUGUCUCUUCCAUUUUCUCGUCCAAUGGAACGGAGAUGGCUGAGCAGCGAUUCAAGACUUCAGCCAUCGACGCAGGAUGGUACUCGUCGCUGUCGCAAUUCCUCGGUUUCUUUUUCGUCCCCGUGGUGGGCAUCUUCAUGGACAUCUUCGGGCACCGGCUUACAUUGAUGUUCGCCUGCAGUGUCGGCAUGUUACUGUGCAUGUGCUUGGCGGCGUUUGCACCAACCGUCGCAGGAACUGCUGCAAGUUUCGCCAUAUACGCCGUCGCUACGACCUUCGGCCCUGCACCGAUGAUCGACGGCAUUAGGACAAGUAUGUCCCAUCACGACGUGUUCGGCACGGCAUAUGCGAUCAAGGUCACCCUCAACAACUGCAUGACGAUCCUGGUGUCAUUGAUUGCAGGUGUAGUACAAGACCGUGACAAUGACAGCUACGACAACGUCACCAUUUUGUAUGUCGUGCUGGCUAGCUGCGCUGUACUUGUCUCGCUUGCCAUGGUCAUUAUUGGGUUGUUCAGCACGACCAUGGGCAUUCUACAAUGGGGACGGAAGAAGCGUAGCGAGAAUGGCCAAGUCGUGAAAGAGAAGGCCGAGACGUUUUCAACAAAUGAGUGGAACAGAAAACUCAACAUUGUGAACUUCUCUGCGGUUCUUCUCCUGAUGGCUGGUGCUUCUGCGGCGUACUUCUGGGGAAUAGCCACUGGAAGAACUUACUGA
This is a messenger RNA of Clonostachys byssicola, 1542 nucleotides long. The record is from the annotation of a GenBank genome assembly. NCBI's taxonomy places the organism in Eukaryota, Fungi, Ascomycota, Sordariomycetes, Hypocreales, Bionectriaceae.